Molecule: messenger RNA, 2518 nt
Organism: Drosophila novamexicana
Lineage: Eukaryota; Metazoa; Arthropoda; Insecta; Diptera; Drosophilidae
Gene: Klp64D
Product: kinesin-like protein KIF3A
Exons: 1
Coding region: 147-2204 (685 amino acids)
Biological process (GO): microtubule-based movement
Molecular function (GO): microtubule binding; ATP binding; microtubule motor activity
Source: RefSeq, a predicted model, not a curated record
UUUGCAAAAUUUAUUAUUGGCAGACGAAUCAUAGCAACGGGUGCAUAAACAAAUGCGAAAUAAAACACUUUUCAUUCGUUAACCAAAGUGCGCAUUGAGGCAAAAGUUUCAAAUUGUUGUUAACCGUUAACAGUUGAAGUCCAAAUAUGCCGCAGGAGCAGGCAACGGCGACAUCGUCGCAGAAGCUCGAUGACGAAAUCGAAAAUGUUCGCGUUGUGGUCCGUUCCAGGCCCAUGGACACAAAUGAGGAGUCCAUUGGAGCACUAAGCGCCAUUCAGGUGGAUAAGAUCAACCGCGCCAUUACCGUUAUCAAGCCGAAUGCCACCGCCAACGAGCCGCCCAAAACAUAUUACUUUGACAACGUCUUCGACGGUGGCUCCAACCAGCUGGACCUGUAUGUGGACACGGCGCGUCCCAUUGUGGACAAGGUGCUGGAGGGCUAUAAUGGCACCAUAUUGGCGUACGGCCAGACGGGCACCGGCAAGACAUACACCAUGUCCGGCAAUCCGGACUCUCCGCAGACCAAGGGCAUCAUUCCGAAUGCAUUUGCGCACAUCUUUGGGCACAUCGCCAAGGCGCAGGAGAAUCAAAAGUUUCUGGUGCGCGUCAGCUACAUGGAGAUUUACAACGAGGAGGUGCGCGAUCUGCUCGGCAAGGACGUGAGCAAAAGCCUGGAGGUCAAGGAGCGGCCGGAUAUUGGCGUCUUUGUCAAGGAUCUCAGCGGCUAUGUGGUGCACAAUGCGGACGAUCUGGAGAAUAUCAUGCGACUGGGCAAUAAGAAUCGAGCCGUCGGCGCCACGAAAAUGAAUCAGGAGUCCUCGCGCUCGCAUGCCAUCUUCUCGAUCACCGUGGAGAGCAGCGAACUAGUCGAGGGCGGCAUGCAGCAUGUUCGCAUGGGCAAGCUGCAGCUGGUCGAUCUGGCCGGCUCGGAGCGCCAGUCCAAGACACAGGCGACCGGACAGCGCCUGAAGGAGGCCACCAAAAUCAAUCUGUCGCUCUCGGUGCUGGGCAAUGUGAUCAGCGCCCUGGUGGAUGGCAAGAGCACGCACAUUCCCUAUCGCAACUCGAAGCUGACGCGCCUGCUGCAGGACUCGCUGGGCGGCAACUCCAAGACGGUCAUGUGCGCGACCAUCAGCCCAGCGGACUGCAAUUAUAUGGAGACGAUCUCGACGCUGCGCUAUGCGAGUCGGGCCAAGAACAUACAGAAUCGCAUGCACAUCAACGAGGAGCCGAAGGAUGCGCUGUUGCGGCAUUUCCAGGAGGAAAUCGCGCGGCUGCGCAAGCAGCUCGAGGAGGGCAGCUUCGAGGACGAGCUGCUGCCCAGCGGCGAGGGCGAGGGCGAGGACGAGGAAGACGACACCUGUGACGAUGAGCUUGAAGAGCCGCUAGAAAUUGAGCUGGAGUCGGCGUGUGCUUCAGGCGCUGUCAGUCCCAGCGGCAAGAAGAUUCGCAAGAAGCGCGAGAAGACGGACGAGGAGAAGGAGGAGCUGGCCAUGCGCAAGAGCCAGCAUCUGCGCGAGAUCGAGCAUGCCCGAACGGAGCAGGAGCUGCUGCGCAACAAGCUCUUCUCGCUGGAGGGCAAGAUUCUGGUGGGUGGCGAGAAUCUGCUGGAGAAAGCGCAAACCCAGGAGAAGCUAUUGGAGCAGUCCAUUGCGGAGCUGGAGGAGCGCGAAAAAACCGAACAGGCGCUGCGGCAAACGCUCCAGCAAAAGGCCACCGAACGCAUCGACAUCGAGGAGCGCUACUCCACGCUGCAGGAUGCCAGCACGGGCAUCACCAAGAAGAUCCAUCGCGUCAUGCAGAUGCUAAUGGGCGUCAAAUCGGAGCUGGCCGAUCAGCAGCAGGAGCAUCAGCGCGAAAAGGAGGGCAUCUACGAGAACAUACGCAGCCUCUCACGGGAGCUGGCACUCUGCGAGCUGGUGCUCAACUCGUACGUGCCCAAGGAGUACCAGUCCAUGAUCAAUCAGUAUACACACUGGAAUGAGGACAUCGGCGAGUGGCAGCUGAAGUGCGUCGCCUACACCGGGAACAACAUGCGCAAGCACAUCGAGCACAAGAGCGGCGGCAAGGAGCCCGAAUUUGUGGAUCUGUCGCAUGUGUAUCUCAGCUACAAUACGGACGGUGUCUCCAAUUCCAUGGGCGCCGCAUCGGCGCGUCCACGCACCUCAGGCGUGCCGCGACCCACAACGGCGCGUCGCUACUGAAGCCAUCAAUCUCUAGUCCUUGUGCCGGUCCAGUAUCUGGGGCUGCGGGCGCAGUUUUGGUUUUUGUUGUUGUUGCUCUUGCUAUUUUACGGCUUGAAAUUCCUUUGCUCAGCGAAAUUCGGCUCUUAACUGUAUUAUUCUUUAAUUUGUUGUUAAUUUAUUAAAUAGGUGUCUGCAAUAGUUACGAAUUAUACUUUUAGGUUGAACCAGGGUGCAAUAUGUUUACGUCUACUUUUAGUUUUACACUAUAAUUUAUUGUAUCUCACUAAGCAUAACAUUUUACAAAUAGCUGACGGUUGCAUAAGACAAAUACG